UUGACCUACAGGUAUAGGACUGGGUCACGUUUUGUCAGCGGAAAGUUUCAGUGGUAAAAUCUAUAACGACAUUCUAGAACUGCCCGCGCACACUGAACGGAGCUUUCUCCCCAGCUGUAAGGUAUUCCAGAACACCGCGGCUCAGAACGGCGUCACGAACACAGCCAACAUGGCGGACGGUGCAGCUCGGAACGGCGUGAAGAAUGGUGUCAGGCGUGGCGACGCUAGUCCUGCGAAAAAACCCAGAAGUGCUCUGAAUACGGAUUUCCUGACUGCCAUGUUUGACGUGAUGGUCAAGGAGGCCUUGCAGGAAGGCCUGGACGUUACCAGCAAAGUGGUGGAGUUCAAGCACCCUAAAGAUUUGGAGGCCAUCUUGGAUUUGGACAUUGGCCAAGACGGGACACCUGACCAGACACUCAUUAGCAUGGCCAAACAGGUCGUCAAGUACAGCGUCAAGUCAGGACAUCCCCAUUUUUUCAACCAGUUAUAUGGCGGAUUCGACCCAUACACUCUGGCAGGGGCGUGGCUAACUGAAUCUCUCAACACCAGCCAGUACACAUACGAGGUGGCGCCAGUGUUCACCCUGAUGGAGAAAACCGUCCUCUCUAAGAUGUGUUCUCUGGCUGGUUUUCAAGAUGGUGAUGCAAUCUUCUGUCCUGGUGGUUCUGUCUCCAACAUGUAUGCCAUCAACCUGGCUCGCUUCAACAAAUACCCCUCCGUGAAGACUGCAGGAAUGGCAGGACUACCUCCCUUGUGUAUCAUGACGUCAGAGACGGGACACUACUCAAUGAAGAAGGGGGCGUCGUUCCUUGGCCUCGGUAUGGACAAUGUCAUCGCCGUCAAGUGUGACGACAAGGGCAGGAUGCUGCAGUCUGCUCUCGAGGACGCCAUUUUGAAAGCCAAAGGAAAUGGAAUGGUUCCAGUGAUGGUCAACGCGACCGCGGGCACGACAGUACUCGGGGCAUACGACCCGCUCGUCGACAUCGCCGACGUAUGUGAGAAGUAUGGGAUAUGGAUGCACGUGGACGGCGCGUGGGGCGCUGGGGUGCUCCUGUCACGAAGUCUCAAACACCUCAUGAAGGGAAUAGAGCGAGCUGACUCCUUGACGUGGAAUCCCCACAAGAUGAUGGGAACUGUGCUACAGACCUCCGCUUUCCUCACACGGCACAAGAACCUGCUGUCUGAGUGCCACUCUGCCAAGGCCAAGUAUCUGUUCCAGCAAGACAAGUUCUACGACGUCAGCUACGACACCGGGGACAAGUCCGUCCAGUGUGGCCGCAAGGUGGACGUCCUCAAGCUCUGGAUGAUGUGGAAAGCCAAAGGAGAUCUACAGUUCGAGAGAGAUAUCGACAAUAUAUUUGCUUGUUCGAGGUAUCUAACUAAGAAGCUUCAGGCAACCAAUGGGUUCAGACUUGUCCUAGAAGAGCCUGAAUGCACAAAUGUCUGCUUCUGGUACAUCCCUCUGAGCAUGCGCAAUAAAACGGAAGACAGAGCCUGGUGGGAGGCGCUAUCGAAAGUGGCGCCCCUCAUCAAACAACGCAUGACAGAAGAAGGAACUCUUCUGAUUGGCUACCAACCUGAUGGACACAGAGUGAAUUUCUUCCGGAUGGUUGUGUCGAACACCAACAGCACAUUCCACGACAUGGACUUCGUCGUGUCCGAGAUCGACCGACUAGGGCGAGAUCUGUGAGACGUGAUAGGUGCUGAAGACAUCGUGAACGACACGACCUAGUUUACAAACCUGAAUCACGAUGACUCGGCUGUUCCUACGGAGCCGGGUCACUGUGCCAGUAAAGUUGACAUACAUGUCUCAAGUGUUCCAGUCAGCUAAAUUAUUCAACAUAUAACUGUGACAAAGGUUGAUCGGUGAAUUACCGCUUAGACACUGUGCGUUUCAUGCAUAAUACAACUCAACGCUACAAUUCAUCGCCUUAUAUUUUUUUCAGAGCUUUCAUCAUUAUUAAGAAAAUUGAAUGUAUAUUUUUCAAUGUGUUUCUAUGUGUUUUUACGUACUUCAUUUCGGUAAAAGGUUGCCUAGAGGUCUAAGACACUGCAAUU
Molecule: messenger RNA, 2058 nt
Organism: Haliotis rubra (blacklip abalone)
Lineage: Eukaryota; Metazoa; Mollusca; Gastropoda; Lepetellida; Haliotidae
Product: cysteine sulfinic acid decarboxylase-like
Exons: 14
Coding region: 170-1690 (506 amino acids)
Biological process (GO): carboxylic acid metabolic process
Cellular component (GO): cytoplasm
Molecular function (GO): pyridoxal phosphate binding; carboxy-lyase activity
Source: RefSeq, a predicted model, not a curated record